This is a messenger RNA of Trichoplax adhaerens, 858 nucleotides long. RefSeq lists its product as uncharacterized. Gene Ontology annotation, cellular component: ribonucleoside-diphosphate reductase complex. The record is from RefSeq and is a predicted model, not a curated record. The transcript has a single exon. Bases 1 to 858 code for a protein of 285 amino acids. Gene Ontology annotation, biological process: deoxyribonucleotide biosynthetic process. Gene Ontology annotation, molecular function: ribonucleoside-diphosphate reductase activity, thioredoxin disulfide as acceptor; ATP binding. Lineage: Eukaryota; Metazoa; Placozoa; Uniplacotomia; Trichoplacea; Trichoplacidae.
AUGAGAUUUUUAGAUAAUGUUUUACAAGAUUUUAUUGAUAAUGCUCCAGAUAGUAUGAGUAAAGCUAGAUAUUCAGCAUAUAGAGAAAGAAGUGUAGGACUAGGAGUAAUGGGGUUCCAUUCUUUUUUACAAUCAAAGAUGGUACCUAUGGAAUCAGCAAUGGCAAAAUCAUGGAAUCUUAGAAUUUUUAAACAUAUUAAUGAUGAAGUUAAUAAAGCAUCAAAAUUAAUUUCAGAAGAAAAAGGUGCAUGCCCUGAUGCUGAAGAACUUGGUCUUAAAGAGAGAUUUACUAAUAAAACGGCGGUUGCACCAACAGCGUCAAUUUCAGUUAUAGCAGGUUCUACAUCUCCAGGGAUUGAGCCAUUUAAUUCAAAUGCAUAUACACAGAAAAGUUUGACGGGUUCAUUCAAUAUAAGAAAUAAGUAUUUGAAGAAAUUAUUACAAAUGAAAGAUAAAGAUACAGAGGAAAUUUGGUCAUCUAUAAUGAACCAUGAGGGUUCUGUAAGUCAUUUAGAAUUUUUAAGUAAAGAUGAAAAAGAUGUAUUUAAAACUGCUUUUGAAAUAAAUCAACAAUGGCUAAUUGAACAUGCUGCAGAUAGAACUCCUUAUAUAAGUCAGGCUCAAUCUUUAAAUAUUUUUAUUCCAGCUGAUAUUGAUAAAUCUGAAUUAAAUAAAUUGCAUUAUUUAGCUUGGAAGAAAGGCGUGAAGAGCUUAUAUUAUUGUAGAUCAAAAUCAUUACAAAGAGCAGAUAAAGUUUCAAUUACAGAUAAUGUAGAUAAGCACCAGCUUAAAAUGAAGUUAUCUCCUGUCGUUACAAAAGAUGAAGAUAAAUAUGAUGAAUGCUUAGCUUGUCAAUAG